AAAAUAAGUUGUUGCGGAAGUGACGACAUUACGGAAACUACAGUCUCAGCUAUCGUAGAUGAAAUUGUAGUCCACAAAUAAACGGCAGAAAAGACGUCGACGAAAAGGCUGCAGGUCCUAAUGUGGAGGCGGAGCAGAACUUGCGUUGAGCACGUGCCUGUGUUGCCAUGGGGUCACCCCCCUUGUUCCUGCUCCUCCUGGGCCUGACCCCUAUGCUCCGCCUGACUGUUCAUACCUUCCACACGUCUGCCCCUCCCCCGGCUCCUCCUCCCUCCUGUGGGCCGGGCCAGUCCUGGGCCGUCCGGCUGCACACAGACUCAGAGCUGCUGGAGGCUGAAGGCUCCACCCUUCACGAGCUGGCCAGCAGGGUGGCUGAGCAGGCUGGCCUGGAGAACAGGGGCCAGAUAGGGCAGCUGGAGGGCCACUACCUGCUCUGUGCCGGGCCUGAGGGGGAAGGCAGGCCGGGGGACGUGCUGGCAGCCCACCCUCAUGUGCUCUGGCACUCCCAGGAGCAGGUCCUCAGCCGCUCCAAGAGGGCAAUAGCCUUCAAUGACCCCAGAUACCCAUUACAGUGGCACCUGCACAACGAUGUCAGGGUGGGCAUGGACAUCAAUGUGACUGGUGUAUGGGAGCACAACAUCACAGGGACAGGGGUGACAGUGGUGGUCGUGGACGAUGGGGUUCAGCACACCCUCCAGGACAUUCAGCCAAACUAUAGUCCAGAGGGCAGUUAUGACUUGAACUCCAAUGACCCAGACCCCAUGCCCCACCCGGACGCCCGCAGUGACAACCACCAUGGCACGCGCUGCGCUGGGGAGAUCGCCGCUGUCUCCAACAACAGCUUCUGCGCUGUGGGCGUGGCCUAUGGCAGUAAAGUGGCAGGUAUCAGAGUCCUGGAUGGUCCGCUCACAGACAGUAUGGAGGCGGUGGCUUUCAACAAGCACUACCAGAUCAACGAUGUCUACAGCUGCAGUUGGGGUCCUGACGAUGAUGGCCGCACUGUCGAUGGACCACACCCCUUGGGCAAGGCGGCGCUGCAGCACGGAGUGAUUGCUGGCAGACGGGGCUUUGGCAGUAUCUUUGUCGUCGCCAGUGGCAACGGGGGCCAGUACGAGGACAACUGCAACUACGAUGGCUAUGCUAACUCAAUCUACACUGUUACCAUUGGAGCAGUAAAUGAGGAAGGGAAGAUGCCCUUCUAUGCUGAGGAGUGUGCCUCCAUGCUGGCUGUCACCUUCAGCAGUGGGGGCAGAACGCUGCGUAGUAUUGUGACGUCAGACUGGUCACUGCAGCAGGGCACGGGCUGUACUGACGGACACACGGGCACCUCGGCGGCGGCACCCCUGGCGGCUGGCAUGGUAGCUCUGAUGCUGCAGGUCCGGCCCUGUCUCACCUGGAGAGACGUGCAGCACAUCAUCACCUACACAGCCACACAGUAUGAUGUGCAAGGGGACUGGAAAAUCAAUGGAGCGGGCUUCCACCACAGUCACCAGCACGGCUUCGGCCUGCUCAAUGCCUGGCGGCUGGUUAACGCUGCCAAGGUGUGGGAGAUGGUGCCAUUCCUAGUGUCCUAUCAGAGCCCAGUGCUGAAGGAGGAGGCUCUUGUCCCAGCCUAUCCGGAGCAACUCAACCUAACCUGGAACGUCACUGCAGCUGACCUCAGGCAGUCAGGGAUGCAGACCUUGGAGCACGUGUCUGUCACCUUGACGCUGGUCCAUACUCGCCGUGGCAGCGUGGAGAUCGUGCUGCUCUGCCCCAGUGGAAUGACCUCGCUCAUCGGGGCGCGCCGUGCUCUGGACACGGAUACCUCGGGUUACUCAGACUGGACGUUCUCCACUGUGCGCUGCUGGGGAGAGGGAGCCGAGGGCCAGUACAGGCUGCAAGUCUCUGACCACAGUAAGGAAGAGCCUGCGUUGCCCCUGGGCUCUCUGAAGCACUGGAAGCUCACUCUGUACGGCUCCUCCCUGUCCUUCGAAGAGGUCAAGGAGAGACAGAGUGUGGUGGAGGAGGCUAUGGGGGGGCAGUAUCUGGACAGCAGUUUCUCCCUGCCCUGUCCUGCAGGCAUGGACAUCCCCCCUGAGACGGUCAGCCCGUUCACAUCCAGCAGCCUCAAGUCUCUGCUACUGCUGGGCUGCUUUGCUCUCUUCUGGUCCCUGUACUACACCCUGGAGGUGACCCUGGCCAACCUGGACUUUAGAGGGCUGUGUUGGUGGGACAGGGGGACGCGGGGCUCCCACAGGGGGCUGGAGAUGCUCUGAGCUGGAGAAAACAGUGUGUGUUGGACUCAUCACUGGAGACGCUACCACAUAACACUGGAGAAAACCUCUGUCCUCAUCCCUCUACGACCUCCCACCCGCCGUUCAUCAGUCUAGGCCUGCUGUGAACCCAGUGGGGCAAACUGAACUGGACUGGAGACUGAAUUAUGUGGGCUGGAACUGUGAUCUCACUGGCCCACCCAUUGCUCCCCAAGUUUGUGGCCUUUUAUCAGCAUUGCAGCGCCCCAAGCCUGUGGCCUUUUAUCAGCGUUGCAGAGCCCCAAGCCUGUGGCCUUUUAUCAGCGUUGCAGCGCCCCAAGCCUGUGGCCUUUUAUCAGCGUUGCAGAGCCCCAAGCCUGUGGCCUUUUAUCAGCGUUGCAGAGCCCCAAGCCUGUGGCCUUUUAUCAGCGUUGCAGAGCCCCAAGCCUGUGGCCUUUUAUCAGCGUUGCAGAGCCCCAAGCCUGUGGCCUUUUAUCAGCGUUGCAGAGCCCCAAGCCUGUGGCCUUUUAUCAGCGUUGCAGAGCCCCAAGCCUGUGGCCUUUUAUCAGCGUUGCAGAGCCCCAAGCCUGUGGCCUUUUAUCAGCGUUGCAGAGCCCCAAGCCUGUGGCCUUUUAUCAGCGUUGCAGAGCCCCAAGCCUGUGGCCUUUUAUCAGCGUUGCAGAGCCCCAAGCCUGUGGCCUUUUAUCAGCGUUGCAGAGCCCCAAGCCUGUGGCCUUUUAUCAGCGUUGCAGAGCCCCAAGCCUGUGGCCUUUUAUCAGCGUUGCAGAGCCCCAAGCCUGUGGCCUUUUAUCAGCGUUGCAGAGCCCCAAGCCUGUGGCCUUUUAUCAGCGUUGCAGAGCCCCAAGCCUGUGGCCUUUUAUCAGCGUUGCAGAGCCCCAAGCCUGUGGCCUUUUAUCAGCGUUGCAGAGCCCCAAGCCUGUGGCCUUUUAUCAGCGUUGCAGAGCCCCAAGCCUGUGGCCUUUUAUCAGCGUUGCAGAGCCCCAAGCCUGUGGCCUUUUAUCAGCGUUGCAGAGCCCCAAGCCUGUGGCCUUUUAUCAGCGUUGCAGAGCCCCAAGCCUGUGGCCUUUUAUCAGCGUUGCAGAGCCCCAAGCGUAUGUGAGUAAAUGUACUGCGGGGGAGCAACCUAAACCCUCUGGAUCUCUCAGGACCCACCGGUCUCACCUAGCAGUGCUAUAGAGGUGGUAGUUUGGCUUGGUCUUUGGGUUGAAGUAUGUAUCACUAGUUUGGUUCAGUCCCUUACCUGGGUCUUUUAGUGUGGGAUUAGAUGGCAUGCUGGACAACCAGACAGAGCAGCACUCCUGGGGUGGUUUCCUGGACAAUGACUAUCCUGGACUAAAAAGCAAGAUCAAUUACGAAUAUCCGUUGGAAAUGCUUUUUAGCCCAGGAUUAGGUUAUAUUCUGUGUCCGUAACCGGCCCUUGAAGUUUAAGUCAGUCUUCCAAAGUGUAUUAGGUGUGCACCAUGGGAAGGCAUUACAAUGCUGUGCGUGUGAAUGUGUUUUAAAAUGUAAAUGGUGUUUGGUUUUGAGGAUUUGUGACGGUGUGUGAGUGAUGGAGUGCUCUUGAGAUUAUGGCUGCUUUUUAAAUUAUUUAUUUUAUUAAUAGGAUUUUUGAAAAUGUUUGCAUUGUAAUUUCAGAAAAUGUCUAAUACACUGUGUACAAAACAUAAAACACCUUCCUAAUAUUGAGUUUCCCUCAGAACAGUCUCGAUUUGUCAGGGCAUGGACUCUACAAGGUGUCAAGUAGCCUAGUGGUUAGAGCGUUGGACUAGUAACCGGAAGGUUGCAAUUUCAAAUCCCCGAGCUGACAAGGUACAAAUCUGUCGUUCUGCCCCUGAACAGGCAGUUAACCCACUGUUCCUAGGCCGUCAUUGAAAAUAAGAAUUUGUUCUUAACUGACUUGCCUAGUUAAAUAAAGGUUAAAAAAAAAAAAAAAAAUUGUGUUCCACAGGGAUAAUGCUCCAUGUUGACUCCAAUGAUUCCCACAAUUUUCUAUUUGACUGGAUGACCUUUGGAUGGUAGACCAAGUUGCUUUUGGUUUUGGUCCACCAGCUUCAAACAGCUGUAAAAAAAUAUAUAUAUAUAUCUAUAUUUUGCGACGAUUUUAGAUGGUACAAUGAUUCCCGACACUAUUCAGUGCUUGUUUUCUCGCAAACUGAAAUUGAGCGAAGUGUAGAAUUUUUGCAACUAUGAAAUUAAUCAUUUCCACUAGAUAACACAGCCAUGAAGUCAGAACAGUUUUCCCAUUUUGACAACAGAUUACGUUCCGGUGGGAGAAAUCAGUAGGCGAAUAUCACAGCCAAUCCCAACACUAGCGGCUAAGUGAUACUGUGAAACACUGUCAUUCCACUAUUAGCGGCAGAUAUAUUAUGGACAUUUUCUGAAAUUACAAUGCAAAAAUUCAAAGAAAUCCUAUGUGUAGCAGCUUUAAAGCUACAAUAUGUAACUUUUUGGGCAACCGGACCAAAUUCAUAUAGAAAUGUGAAAUCAUUCAUUCCUGUUGAAAGCAAGUCUAAGAAGCGGUAGAUUUGUUCUAUGUGUGCUAUUUCUAUUCUUCCCGUUCUAAAGUUUUGUUUUUGCUUAUUUUACUUUCAGUUUUGUACACUAAACUUCAAACAGCUGAAUAUACACUCUUUUUGAUUAUGUAAAAUAUAUUUCAAAGCGGUUUAGAUGGUACAGUGGUUCUCUACACAAUGACUGCUUGUUUUGUCACAAACUGAAAUUACACAAACUAUUCUAAUUUUAGCAACCAGGAAAUGAUGGAGCGGUUUCUGUGCAUCUUUUAAGUUAAUUAUUUUGUAAACAGACCUCCCGUUUGGAAUGUUAUUUUGUGCAGACUAUAUACAUUUUUCCACUACUUGAACUUGAUUUGGGAUCUGAGUGUGGGGUUGAAUUUUUUUUUAAUCAACUGUAAUAUAUACACGUGUGUGUUGUACAUCUAUAUAUCAGAGUUUGAUGAUUUUUAUGAACUGAAACAUAUUAAAGAUUUUAUUUUUAUUUACUGAA
This is a messenger RNA of Salvelinus fontinalis (brook trout), 5258 nucleotides long. RefSeq names its product proprotein convertase subtilisin/kexin type 7-like. The transcript is spliced from 16 exons. Gene Ontology annotation, cellular component: trans-Golgi network; Golgi membrane. Bases 168 to 2258 code for a protein of 696 amino acids. NCBI's taxonomy places the organism in Eukaryota, Metazoa, Chordata, Actinopteri, Salmoniformes, Salmonidae. Gene Ontology annotation, biological process: protein processing. The record is from RefSeq and is a predicted model, not a curated record. Gene Ontology annotation, molecular function: serine-type endopeptidase activity.